GCACUGAACUCGCAUUCAAAUGUUAGAGUACGUUAUGCCAGUAAGAUGUGUAAAAAUGCAUUUUACGCGAUGAAAAUGUGCGGCCUGCUAGUAAAAUUGUGCUUUUUUUAACGUCUUUUUAAACGUAGCGGCUCUGAACGCAGUGUUUGUAAGAUAAAACUGCAUACGGUUUAGCGAAUAAGUGCUUAUGGCUACACAGCAGAAGUAAAUCUCAGUGUGUCCGAGCAUGGCAGACUCACCUGAAUUUAACAAUUGGCUAAGGCAACUCGAAUGUCCACAAGCAUUUACCACUGAUUAUGUCAAAAAAACACUUGAAAAAGGUGUAUUAGGAUUGUUAUGGGAAGACUUACCCAGAAUUGUCAGACCAUUACAAGAGGUUUCAGAAGCAAGGAAGAAUAUUUUAUUGUACAAAAUAAAGAAUGAGCCCAAAGAUUGGUUGAUUCAAAGUGUAAAAAACAACAUUCAUAUUAAAGAAGAAAGGAAAAAGCUUGAUACCAAAAUUAGAAAUGCAGAAGAAAGGUGGAGAAAGCAAGAAUACUCAUGUCGUCAAAAAGCACAUUUGUUGGAGAAAAAAAAAGAGGAGAGGCGCAACUUACAACUGAAGAAAGAGAUUCUUAAAAUAAAACUCGAACAGAUGCAAAUGCAAAUAGAAAACUGUUCUAAAAUGCAAGAAAUCUGCAAUCACUUAAUGCCUCCCACUGUGGAUGAAAUACCUCAAUCAACAAUAAUUGAUUGUCUCUCUCUUGUUAGCAAUUAUUCUGGUGGACCAGAAAAAAGAAAAGUAUGGAGUACAAUAGCAGAGUCUCUUAAUCCUGUCAAAAUACCAAUACUAUGGAAUGCUUUAUUGGCUGCAAGAUCUCACUAUACAGAUUUUAUCAUUCAUUUAGACAUUGAACAAACUGAAGAUGAUUCAAGUCAAAGCAGAGGUAUUAUAGAUACUGGCAUUGCAAAGAUUUGCAGUGAACACAUUGACAGCGUAGCCAAACGUUUUUUACGCAAUGGAAGAAUGAGGAAUAAUGAGUUGACAACCAUGGAAUAUGUCGAAAAAAUUGAACAAAUAAUCGAAGAACAGCGCCCAGAGUUAACUGAUUGGUUGCCAUUGGCGUUAGAAGUUAAAAAAUUAGAAGUUUUGCAGUUUGAAUUUCAAAAAGAAAUGCAGGCACUUGAAGAACACUUACCAGUAGACAGCAUCAGUGUGGACGAAGUUUUGAUGCAAUUGAUUGCAGAAAUAAAGACUAUUGAUAGCCAAAUAGCUGACCGUGUCCAAGAAAUCCAAAAUGCCUUUGGACUUUUAAAGUCAUCUGGAGCAUUGAUCACAAAAACGAAAGAAUCUCUAGUUAAUGAACUUGAAAAACUUCAGUUGCUUCAAACAAACGAAGAAAGCCAAUGGCUUGAUAUCGAAUUAAACACCGAGUUGAUCGACUUCUAUAACAAUAUCAACGUCGAUGCGUUAAGAAAGAUUAUGCUCAAAGGAGAAACUGGUGCAUACAAGCAGUUACGAACGUGUUUUGCUAAAGCUUCGUUAACCGUAGAUGCACCAAUCUGUGGUGACAAAGUAUCGAACUUUCCGAUGUUGCGAGUGCCUGUUUUUUAUCUGAUAGACUUGUACAAGACGUUCAUAAUCAAUGCGUCGUUAAAUAAACGAAUGAGUGAAGAAGUUUGGGACAUAAACGAAGACUUUCCAGAAUCUCCGUUGGAUUCUCCAACUAAGGUUGCCUUUCCACAUCGUGGUAUACUUGACUUAUUGAGAUUAACUGAUUCUGCCUGCCAGAAAGCUCAACAACAUAGUGUGGAAUUUGAGCAAAUCUUAAAGACUUGGUCCAACCAAACUGUGCGUGAGGUAGUCUCCAAGAUAUUCUGCGACAAGACUGUUUAUGGAGCUACUUUGGAUGAAUGGCAAAAGCGAUUUUCUAUGAUCGUUUACGUUUUGCAAAAAUCGAAUAUCAAUGCUGCGUAACAUAGUUGCAUAGCAUUAUUAAUUCUCGCCUCGAAUAUCGAACUAAUUAUAAGAAAUUAUUUAAUUCUGUAUUACAUGUAUAUAUGUGGUCCACAAACUAUUGUUACAGAGAUUUUUUAGUAACUUUUUUACAAUAAAAAUUUUGAUUAUUAUUAAUAUAAUCAGCAUAUUUAUCAAAACCUUUUGUCCAUAGUAACUGCAAAAUAUGAUCCCAUUUUAUACACGUUUAUUGCAUACUCUUAUUAUAUAAAAGAUCGUUGGCUAUACAUGUGUGCAAACUAUACUAUAUACUGGUAAAAAAUUGAAUACAAAGUCAUACUUUUCAUAGUCGCGAACAUUCAUUCCCAAAGUUCAUCUGCAAUUUUGCAGUACAUUAGUAUUAUACGCAUUUUUACAUUAUACAAAAAAAUAUGUAAAUAUAUAGUAUAGUUAAGUCUUAUAUAUAAAAAUAAUUAUUAUUGCCGAAAUUCCUAUCACGCUCCUUUGAUGAGAAAAAGUACAUCUUACGGCAUGUUCAAGAACUGUUAGUUAUUGUGGUGUAUUUUAUUUAGUAUAAUAUACGGUCGUAGACUUGAAUACAUAUUAGCGAAAAUUAGAGUUUUACAAUAAACUAUUUUUGUUUUAAAUGCAGUCGCAGCAUUCUUUGCGCCUAAUAUUUAUUUCGUAAUC
Molecule: messenger RNA, 2626 nt
Organism: Nasonia vitripennis (jewel wasp)
Lineage: Eukaryota; Metazoa; Arthropoda; Insecta; Hymenoptera; Pteromalidae
Exons: 8
Coding region: 227-1957 (576 amino acids)
Source: RefSeq, a predicted model, not a curated record